AUGCAGCGGAAAGGACAAAUCUACACGGACACGAUAUAUUUGUGUAGUAGUGUCCCUGACGGAAAGCUUACUACAGCACAAUUAUUACUACUUGGGAGUCAAAUAAAUGAACUGCAUCAAAGGAGUCUUCUCGGUUUUCAUUUUCCUUCCUUCUUUUCUCUAUUUUUACUUCCCGUUGUUUUAUAUUAUAUGCUUGUUUCUCGUUUGCAUACAUCUACAAUGCUCUUACCGGGGGGCAUCAGCCCAAACGCUUGUGCGAGAAUCCCGAGAUCAUUAACUCACCACCUGCAUCACUCGGAAAUGUGGCCCUGGGCUGAUGGGGCGCCCAAGUCCACAAAUCUAAGUUACAUUGGUUGUGUAACUACUUGGAAAGCUUUAACGCCUGAAUUAGUGCCGCUCACCACUCAUUUCUCCGCAUGCAGAGUAAGGUCUUACAGGUUGCCUAUCUACAAUUUGACCCUCAGCUGGGAGGUGGGUCCCACGCCUUCAUCAUCAUCAUCAUCAUCCUUUGCCCAGCUUUCCCAGCAGUCUGCAAUGAGAGGUGGUGCCCGCCAUUGA
This is a messenger RNA of Aspergillus niger, 558 nucleotides long. RefSeq lists its product as hypothetical. NCBI's taxonomy places the organism in Eukaryota, Fungi, Ascomycota, Eurotiomycetes, Eurotiales, Aspergillaceae. The record is from RefSeq and is a predicted model, not a curated record. The transcript has 4 exons. The coding region runs from base 1 to 558 and encodes 185 amino acids.